Messenger RNA from Corapipo altera (White-ruffed manakin), 498 nucleotides. RefSeq names its product antimicrobial peptide THP2-like. Gene Ontology annotation, biological process: defense response. The coding region runs from base 98 to 325 and encodes 75 amino acids. Gene Ontology annotation, cellular component: extracellular region. Lineage: Eukaryota; Metazoa; Chordata; Aves; Passeriformes; Pipridae. The record is from RefSeq and is a predicted model, not a curated record. The transcript is spliced from 4 exons.
UCUUAGCCCCACAGCCAAAACCCUCUGGAGGGAAGGGACCAAGAGCAGGGUUUUUUUGGCUUCUGGGCUCACCUGAUACCUGGGGGAAUCCACAGUCAUGAAGAUCCUUUAUCUGCUCUUUUCUCUCCUCUUCUUGACACUCCAGGUUUCUCCAGGUUUGUCUUCACCCCGGAGGGAAAUGUUUUUUUGUAGAAAAGGGACCUGUCACGUAGGAAGAUGCCCCGUCCAUCUGGUUAGAGAUGGAAGCUGCUUUGGGAUCCGCUCCUGCUGUAAAUGGCCGUGGGAUGUACAAGGCUUCAGUGAACCAAACAUUGAAGAGCAAUGAAAAUUUCUUCUAAAUCCAGGAAUUUACUUGGAAUCUUCUUACUGCUAAAACCAGUGGAUCCUGCUGCAAAGCCUCACACACCUUUCACUUCCAAUGAAAAAAGCUUUAUGAUAUAAAGUAAAUCCAAAUGUAUUCUGCAUUGCUCCCCCUCCUUCUAAAUAAAUUGUUGCUUU